GUACCCCCUCCUCCACUCUAGUCUCUCUUCACUCCAUCCCUCUGUGUUGAAUAUACAACCCCUGGCCAGGAUAUACCUAAGAGGCAACAUAUAUAAGUGUGAUGGAGGCUUCCAGAGAGGUGGUGAUAGAAAUAGAGAGAGAGAAGGGACCUGCUGAUCUUGUAUAUUGCCUGUCAUGUCUCUCAUUCUGGCUGACCAGCUGGCUGUGUGGUGCGGUGGCAUACAUCAUGGCUUAUAAGGCAGAGAAAGCUAAGAAAUAUGGCGACUCCCUUCGUUUUAAGUUGUUCAGCAGUGUUGGCAUCAGUCUAGGAGUAAUAGGCAUAAUUAUCGGUCUGGCAGUCAUCGUUCUUUUCCACAGAUUCAUCUACCCAGUCUGGUACCGAUAUCUCUAUAUGUCGGUGGAGCCAGAGUAUGUCUGGGAGUAAUGAUGUGUGGGCACUUUACUUCCGGAAAAUGAGAAGGAGAACGUCGUACUUCCGGGAAGGGUGAACCCUAUAAGGUUCUCGUUUAAUGUGUAAAGAUAUGAACUUUUUAAAACAUAUAAUUGAUUCAUUCAGAAAUUUCGAAAUAAUGUAUAGGUUUAAUUAGGAAUAAACAAGAUAUAACAAAUGACUUGAA
This is a messenger RNA of Saccostrea echinata, 618 nucleotides long. RefSeq lists its product as uncharacterized. The transcript has 4 exons. Lineage: Eukaryota; Metazoa; Mollusca; Bivalvia; Ostreida; Ostreidae. The record is from RefSeq and is a predicted model, not a curated record. Bases 102 to 425 code for a protein of 107 amino acids.